CAAAAUUAGCGAACGAACCAACAAGCGACCAACUAAAUUUCACAGCAAAUGCACUGCGCUCCUCGAUUUGAAGCAAUUUUACUCGUGAAAAUUAUAGAAAUUAGCUAAAUUCUGUGCCGAAACGGUGUUCAAGGUGUUCGCCUAGAAGGAACGUUUUGUAGUAGGUGUUGUUUUGUGCAUUUGAUCAGAAUUUAUCAAGGGUGAAAUCUGCAUUAUGGGCAAAGAUAUCGAUCCGGCAGAUAUCGGCAAGCAUCCGGAGCUGAUUCGUAAGGCUCAAGCUGAAAUGACGCAAAGUGAUGUACUGGUGUGCGGACGCUGUCACAGCGUGUUUCAUUUUAUUGAAUUGUUCAAGGAACACAAGGAACAAGAAUGUCGCAAAGAGUCUACUCUAAAAGACUGCCGCGAAACUAAAGCUAAGGUAUGGGCCUUUCUUCUGUGGAAAGCUGCUCAGCUAAAUGUUGAGGUAGCAGCGAAUGUUAAUUCUUGGAAAUUGUAUCAAACAUGGGUUAAGCUGGAGGAGUCGGUACGCGAGACUUGGAUUGUUGCUGGUAGAACAAUUCAGUCGUUUGCAAGAAUGGGACAAGGUAAUCUCCAGGAAAUGCCUGUUAAAAUUACAAAAACUAUCAUUGAAAGUGGACCUGAAGAAAAGAAAUCUUCAGUUACUCCAUCCAGUACGGCUAGCAAUCGUUUCGUUGCAGCUCGUAAGCCGGAAGUUAGGACGCCGACAUCUCCGAUAACCGCGGCAACUAAUAAGAUUGAAACCGAUGUGAAAAAAUCUCCAAUGUCUGCUCAAAUAAAGAAACCGGAACUGAAUACCAUCAACAAAGGUGUUGGGAAACGUUCCGUUGCCAAGCGCACUACUCCUGGUAGCGGUGAAGUCGUCGAGGAGGAAGUGGAAAAGAUCUUGGCCAAACGAUUCAAUCCUCGCCGAAAAGAACAUGAAUAUCUUGUAAAAUGGUCUAAAUUUGCCCAUGAUCAGAAUACUUGGGAACCGUUGCUCCAUCUGCAAACUUGCCAAAGUGUUCUUGAGUACUUUGAAGUUCAACUAGCGAAACAGAAAGAACAACGUGCGGCGGCUGCUGCGAGAACUCUUCAACAACAACAGGCAGAAAAGGCCAACGCAACAACAACAACAUCGUCGACUUCAUCUCCGGCUCAAACAGCGGUAACUGUGACUAAACCACCAACGGCGGUUACAGUCACACCGCACACAUCGGCGGCACCCGUAGUAGUUCCACUGGCACAAAGUUCACCGCUUGCGAAUCGACCUCUGCGUAAUUCGAAGCUCAAUGCAAUAGAUAAAGUCAAGCAAUGGGUUGGUAGCACAAUGGCUGCUGGUAGUGGGAGCUCUGAUAACGAUGAAGCAGCCGCUAAGAGAAAAGUCAGCGACAGUGAUUUUGACAUCGAGGACGACGGUGGAUUGAAAAAAUUCAAAACAGAAAAUGUAGGGGUUGGACAUAUGGCUAUGAAACCUGGAAUGAAGAUCAUUCCUGUUGGAGCGAAAUCCCCCGUUAAGGUAGUAAAUGGUGUAAGUUCGUCGAAAAAGGAUGAUGCAAAUGCUGCCGAGGUCAUUGUUAAAACCUCAAAAGACGGCACUGCUAGUGGUGUUGUGAAAAAACCAGGUUUCACUGGCGCUAAGAAUGUUGCUGGCGAAGCCAAAGUUCAAAUUGUUAAUCGUGGCGAAGUUUCCAAACAAGGUGUUUUCAAGGUGAAUGCAACUACUCCGUCGCCGCAAUCAUCACCAGCAGCAGUGACCAGGACUACGCCACCACUUACAACUACUACUACAACUACACGAAUCGUACGUAAAAACAUUGGCGGAACACAACAGUUGGUUAAGCAGGUUGUUCGAACCACGGUUCCAAUUCAACAAGCAUCCACCGCCACUCAACAGCAGCGACAGCCUUUGCAAAAGGUUGUCAACAACACCAGUUCUGCCGUAGCUCCUAUUCCGAAAGUCACUACUAAUGUGAUUCAGAGAAGCUCCCUUUCACCAAAACUCUCUCCAACGGCUAACAAAAGUCCUAUCAACCGUAACGUGAAAACUACACCGGUUACAAAAACUAGUACCACUUCAGAGCAAAAAAUCAAUGCUCUCCGUAAGCAAGGCCUAAACAUCGUUAAGCGUGUCGUUUCCCCAGCUACUUCCGUCGAACAGAAACCGGAAAACGAGGAGGAGGAGGAUGAAGAAAUGACAGAUCCAUUUUCAUCUCUACCAGUUUCCAUACCACAAUCACCACCGCGGGCUUUAACACUGUGUCCUGUCACUGGAAAAGUAUUGGGUCAAGCUGAAGGAGAACCAACGCCAGUGCCGAGUCCGGAGAUUGAGGAAGAUAAGUCUAAAACUAGAAAGCUUUCACCACACAUGGGCCAAGAUCAACAAGAGCUUGGACAAGAACAAGACACACAGGUACAGCAGAUUUUAACUAACGAAGACGGUUCGCCUAUUAUCGUUGCUGGAGAAGACGGAACACUUUAUCAGGUUGCCGGCAAGAAUGCGGAAGGUCAAACCAUUCUGAUCGCCCAGGGUGCGGAUGGUGAGCAGCAGUGUGUGCUGGUUGCAGCACAGGAAGGUGAGGGCGAAAGUGACGCCGGUGUUCUCACAUUGGAUGCAGCCGUUUCCGAAGCUGUGACGCAUAUCGGAGUGCCUCCGGAGGGUCAACAGAUUACAGAAGAACAGGCUGCUCAGUAUAAAAUUCAGGAAGGUGUCGAUCCCAACCAACAUCUGACGAUUCAAACUGAAGACUCUCAAGAUGGUCAAAUCACCGCUGAGGUAGUUCAAGCUGACCAACCGUCACCUGGUGGCACUCGGCGUGUGGUUCUACUUUUACCGGACGGAAGCUUCAUGAUGACUGAAGUGAACGAAGAACAAUAUCAAUCUCUGAAUUUGGUUAAUUAAGCAGUACAUAAUCAUGUGCUUGAUUUUAGACAUUCAUUAAUUCUCGUAGAAUAGUACGAGACAACAAUUUGACUUUUUCAAACUGUAUGACUUUAAGUUAAUCGUCAGCUACACAGGUGUGUCUAGUUAAAUUAGUUUUUAGAUAUUCGAUUGACAUUCAAAUUAAGUGUUACGAAAAAGUUGUACAGAUAUUCUGGUAAUAAUUAUUAUGUAAAAGUGACGUAUGCUCUGGAGAAGUAUUAAUUUUCCAAAUUAGACAUUAGUUGUACAUACAUCUGUAAUGUAUGUUUCAAUAAAACAUACACUCUUCAACAAAUAUGAGUUGGAACUGGUAGCAGAUUAUUAUAGAAACCAUGCGUUGGUUCGAUGCGUUACUGUGCUAAGUUAGAAUUUUUAGAAACAUGAUCGUAUGUUUGAACACUCAGUUCUGAAAUUGUCUUGAUUGUUCAGGAAUGCAUAAAACAUUAGAACUUGAUAUCAUUACACCCAAUAAACGAGAGCAGUGACAUAGAGUUUAAACAAGA
Malaya genurostris is the source of this 3423-nucleotide messenger RNA. RefSeq names its product mucin-5AC (gene Chro). Gene Ontology annotation, cellular component: pericentric heterochromatin. Gene Ontology annotation, biological process: negative regulation of transcription by RNA polymerase II; chromatin organization. The coding region runs from base 215 to 2899 and encodes 894 amino acids. Lineage: Eukaryota; Metazoa; Arthropoda; Insecta; Diptera; Culicidae. The record is from RefSeq and is a predicted model, not a curated record. Gene Ontology annotation, molecular function: chromatin binding. The transcript is spliced from 7 exons.